UUGAGUAAAUCCAGCGAGAUUUGCUGUUAUUAUUUUGAAGUUCUUUUAAAGUAAAGUUACGUAUUCGAGGGUAUUCCAGAAGUCAUAUAAUUUUCUUUUGAGUACAUUUUUGAUGCAAAGAUGUUUAUUGAAUCUCGAGGAAACCACUGGAGCUCCGAGCAUCACUUUGAGCACAAAAUGUCAGGUAAAAGGCAACUAAGCAUCCUUUCAUUCACCCUGAGAGGAAAGCCCACCAAAAAGAGCAGGUUACAGGAUGCUGGCCCAGAGAAGGUGGCGAAAAUGGUAGGCACAUUAGGGGAGGAGACAGAGGAGGAGACAGUGCAGGUGGAAGAUGAUGAGACAGUGCAGGUGGAAGAUGAUGAGACAGUGCAGGUGGAAGAUGAUGAGACAGUGCAGGUGGAAGAUGAUGAGACAGUGCAGGUGGAAGAUGAUGAGACAGUGCAGGUCGAAGAUGAAGAGACAGUGCAGGUGGAAGAGGAAGAGACGGUGGUGGAGAUGGCUAAGGUGUCAGAAGAGGCCAUAUAAACAAAAGGGAGAAAAAUACCAGGAGCAGCUACCUACAAGAGCUCUCCUAAAUGGCACACUUGUCACUUUUUUAAAUUAAUCCUUCAACCUAAAUUAAUCCUUUUUAUUUUACCUCUUCUAUUUAUCUACUUUCUAUUUUUUUUUUUAAUUCUGUAAAGUUGAGAUUACUUUGAGCACAACAAAUUUCAUGACUGAUAAAUGUUAUUUAUGUGUAUAUGACAAUAAACUUGAAACUUGUAUAACCCAGAGAUGUCCUAUGAGAAGCCUGUAUUUGACUAGCUUUCUCUAUGUCUUCUGCCUCACUGAUAGGAGAAGAACUCAAUGUGGGUUUCACCACCAGAGCUACGCUAAACAGGCUUCUUGAAGCCGGAGAGGUCACAUCAAAGAAGGCUCAACAAUUCCAGCAGGCAGCACUGGCCUUUUUGGUGGGAGCUGUGGAGUAUGCCAUGGAUAAACUCCCGUUGAAAGAUGCUCUCCUGAAGCAUGCCAGAUUUAUUGAUGUGCAGCUAAGAGCUGAGUGUGGGGUUAAGGAUGCCUUAUACUUUGUAGACAGAUUUCAGGAACUCCUUCCUUUUCAAGACCCAAAGGAACAAGACCAAGUAAGUGAGGAGUUUAUGGAGUACCAACUCAUGGACAUUGCCUUGCCCCAGGACCCAACAGUCUUUGAUGUUGAGGAGUUUUGGGGACACAACAACAAAGAACAAGGUGACAGGCUUGAACCAAUUUGGGAGGCUAUCAAAGAUCGCAGCCUUGGUUUUAGUGCUUCCUCAUUCUAAUGCUGAUGCUGAGAGGGUAUUUUCGAUGGUUGGUUUGAACAAAACCUCAACACGAAACAGUUUGUCUCUGUUUGUCUUCAAAUGGGAGCCAACACCACAAAUGAUAAAGGAGUCCAAAAAGGCAACAAACACUUACAACAAACAACACCAGUAAUAAUCUCUCUCUCUCUCUCUCUCUCUCUCUCUCUCUCUCAUAAACACCACUCGCACUCACAAACACCACUCGCACUCAAACACACACACACACACAAAUUUUAUAAAUGGAAAUUGAAUAAACACUUUUCAUUUGGUUAAAUUGUCAGUGUCAUGUUUCAGAUAUUUUCUUCUGGGGUUGGGGGGGACUCACUCUUGCCUGUCUUCAAAACUUGAGAGCCCUGUGGUUGUGUUACAUUGUUUAUAAUAUUACAAAGGUUUUGAUAAUAAAUUCGAUAGAAUUUGAUGUAAUAUUCAUUACCUGAUAACCAAGGAAGUGAUGUGUUAUUUUUUUAUGUAAAAGUAGCGAGAUGUUACGUGUUCCUUUAAAAGAUAUGUGUAAUAACGUUGUGGUCAUUUUCAAAGGGUGUCCACAUGAACUGGAAAUAAUUUGGUUGUUAAGAGAUGUAGAAAUUGUAAUUUGACCAGAUUAACUGAAUUAUGUGUGUCACUUGUUUAAUAUGUGGGAUAUACAUGUAUGCAUAUCAUUCUCAGUCAUUGUUAAAUUUCAAUGCUGAGUUACUUGAUGCUAAUAAUAUGCAUUAACAGAGUUGUUCAUGAUAUACUGAUGUAUACUAAAUUGAGAGUAAUAUUAUGUGCAUCUUUCAAUGUAGGCCAGGUUUUUGAUCCCCUUUUGAAUUAUCUUCCGGAUGGAAGAUGGCGAGCCUCCAGUUUGAUUGUAGUGAUUUUGUUUGAUGUCAACUCUCAACCUUCCAUUGCUGUGGUAGGACUGUGCAUCACAUGAUUUUUUGCAAUCCGUGGAUUAUUUUCCUUUACUGGAACUUCUAUUGAACUCUAAUUCUAUUGAAUUCUUGAACUUUGGAAAAAACCCAAUCUGAGCUCAGCAACGUGGACUUCAAUGGACAAUGGUUGAUAAUUAAUCACCAAGAAAUACACUUACACUGAUAACACAAGCACAAUACACCUACAUGUUCAUCUGAUUGUUUGUUUAAUUCAUUGUUGAAGUUAAUACAAGUUAUAAUUGUAAACACA
Messenger RNA from Triplophysa dalaica, 2486 nucleotides. Its product is annotated as type VI secretion system spike protein VgrG1b-like. The record is from RefSeq and is a predicted model, not a curated record. The transcript is spliced from 5 exons. The coding region runs from base 813 to 1301 and encodes 162 amino acids. Lineage: Eukaryota; Metazoa; Chordata; Actinopteri; Cypriniformes; Nemacheilidae.